Messenger RNA from Phlebotomus argentipes, 2129 nucleotides. RefSeq names its product xaa-Pro aminopeptidase ApepP (gene ApepP). The transcript has 6 exons. The record is from RefSeq and is a predicted model, not a curated record. Gene Ontology annotation, molecular function: metalloaminopeptidase activity. The coding region runs from base 226 to 2055 and encodes 609 amino acids. NCBI's taxonomy places the organism in Eukaryota, Metazoa, Arthropoda, Insecta, Diptera, Psychodidae.
UUGUGCUCAAGUACAUUGUCUCUCCCGUACAUGGUGAGAUAAAGUGGACUUGGUGAUAAUGUUGAAAUAUUUAUAAGCUAUUUUUGUAUUGCCUUACCAAAUGGUCAAGAAUAAAACCACUUGGAUUUGCAAUUGGACACGUCAGUUGAGCGAUUGUGCAUAAAACGCUGUUGCUGAGGAUAAAUAUUUGUUUUCUUGGACCGUUCAGUGCUCACUGCCAGAAUUAUGGCCACAACGAAGAAACUCGCCGCCUUGCGGAGCCUCAUGAAGAAAAUUCCCUCCACCGGAGAGACCGUCGAUGCAUACAUCAUUCCGACGGAUGACGCUCAUCAGAGUGAAUACAUUUGUGCACACGAUGACAGAAGGAGUUACGUUUCUGGCUUCGAUGGAUCGUCAGGAACGGCUGUGGUGACUGCCAAUGAGGCCUUCCUGUGGACAGAUGGUCGAUACUAUGAUCAGGCCAAUAAGCAAUUGGACUCCAACUGGACGUUGAUGAGAGACGGUCUUCCCACAACCCCGACAAUUGGUGCCUUUCUAGCGAAAUCUCUGGCGAAAGGAUCGAAAGUGGGCGUGGAUCCCAAACUGAUCUCCUUCCGCACCUGGACACCCAUGAAGAAUGAGCUGGAAGCUGCGGACUGUACUCUUCUGCCCGUCAAGGAGAACCUCGUCGAUGCCAUUUGGAGUGAUCAGCCGCCGCAGACGUCAAACCAAACCAUCGUGCAUGAGCUGAAGUUCAGCGGUGAGACUGUCCAGAAGAAGCUGGAGUCCAUUCGUGCGGCUCUCAAGGAGAAGAACGCCGAAGCCGUCGUUGUAACUGCUCUGGAUGAGAUUGCUUAUGCUCUCAAUCUGAGAGGAUCGGAUAUUCCAUACAAUCCUGUAUUCUUCUCUUACCUCAUUAUCACUCUGAACAAGGUCUUCCUCUUCAUCGACCAGAACAAGCUUCCGGCAACUUUUUCAGCUUACGAAAAAGAAAAUGAGGUGAAGAUUGACGUGAAGCCUUACGAUCAAAUUGAGCCAUUCCUGGUGCAGUUGCUGGAGCAGAGCACUGGAAAGUUCUGGAUCUCGCCAACAUCCAGCUUCAGUUUGAAUCACUUGAUUCCAGAGAAGCGCCGCGUUCAGGAGAUAACGCCCAUCGCUCUGCUGAAGGCUGUUAAGAAUCCAGUGGAAGUGGAGGGACUGAAGAAUUGCCAUGUGCGCGACGGUCUGGCGCUGUGUCAGUACUUCGCUUGGCUGAGUGAUGCUGUGGCGAAAGGACAAGCCAUCGAUGAGAUAUCCGGGGCGACCAAAUUGGAGAGUUUCCGUGCGAAGCAGGAUCACUACAUGGGCCUGAGUUUCACGACAAUCAGUUCUUCCGGUCCAAAUGGGGCUGUGAUUCACUAUCAUCCGGCCCAGGAGACCAAUCGUCCUAUCACUAAGGAGGAGAUUUAUCUGUGCGACUCCGGGGCUCAAUACAAGGAUGGAACAACAGACGUCACGAGAACCUGGCAUUUUGGCACGCCCACUGCUCAUCACAAGGACUGCUUCACACGGGUGUUGAAGGGUCAAAUUACCAUUGCGACGGCGAUCUUCCCGCGCAAAGUGAAGGGUCAGAUGCUGGACACUUUGGCCCGGAAGGCGCUCUGGGACGUUGGCUUGGACUACAAGCACGGCACUGGCCAUGGCAUUGGACACUUCCUCAAUGUCCACGAGGGUCCCAUGCAGAUUGGCAUGCGCGUGAUGCCAGAUGAUCCGGGACUUCAGGAGAACAUGUUCGUUUCCAAUGAGCCUGGAUACUACGAGAGCAACAACUUUGGUAUUCGCAUUGAAGAUAUCGUGCAAAUUGUGAAGGCAAACAUUGCACGUGACUUCGAUGGACGAGGAGCGUUGGCUUUUGAGACGGUUACCAUGUGUCCGAUUCACACGAAGAUGAUUGAUGCCGCCAUGCUGACGGAGAAGGAGAGGAAGCAUCUCAAUGAUUACCACAAGUGUGUCUUGGACACCCUUGGGCCGCUCUUGAAGCAGAUCAACGAUGACUUCACUUACAAGUGGCUGGAGAGAGAGACACAGCCAAUCUGAGUUGCUUAUCAGUGACGCGGCAUUUGCGCAAAAUCAAGUAUAACUUUUUAUUAGAAAAUUAUACACAAAUAUAC